AUGGACUCGUACGUGGCCUCUUCGUCGGAAUUUGCGUACGGCUGGUUUUCCUUGGUUGACGAACGGUGUCAUCACAUGGCGACGCAGCUCGACAUCGACCAUCUGGGCUUCGCGCUCCUCAAUAACGUUAUAUGGAACCAGAGAAAAGAGUCCGCCAAUGGCCUCAUCCGGCUGAUUGUCCAUGACCAUGGAGUAUCUCCAGUCUCUGAAUUGGUUUUGGUGCAGGUAGAGCCAGUGCUGUUGCGGGCCCACCACCAUUCCUGGUCUGAUCAUUCUCAUGUAACCAAUACACUCGUUAGCGGUGAAGCCGUGAGUGUAGAUCAAGUGUGCUCCGAUCAAACAGCCUGUUCUUCCCAAACCGGCCUUACAAUGAACGGCAAUCUUGCCGCCUCUUUGGAUCACUGUCUCUGCUGCACCGAUGAAUUUUUGAACAUAUUCCAUUGUUGGACAUGUUCCAUCGUCGAAAAUCAUAUCGAUAUGCUUGAUGCCUCUUUUUUCAAACUCGUUCUUGUCAUAAAGGUGAGAGUUGAGUCUCACCACGAGUUGGACGUUGCUCUUGACGAAAUAGUCCAAAACUUUCUUAAAAGGCUCGUUCAACGGAGCCCCAGAAGGGAGGCUCCUGUUGAGCUAUUGGCUGCAACACCUGGUGGGGUGACCAAUUUUGAACAAGAACCAUGUAACAACAUAACAAACAUGCUGCGUUGGUUCUCUCCUUUGCGCCAGACGAUGAGUAGAACACAACAGCCUUGUUCUUAUUGGAACUGUCGUUCAAGAUAUUGUGCAAAGUCACUGCAAAUCUGUAUAGGUGGCCAAUAUGGAGUGGUCCAAAGUCCAGGUGGAAAGCGUUAUAGGGAAGAGUCUCCUCAACGGUGA
Molecule: messenger RNA, 873 nt
Organism: Ogataea philodendri
Lineage: Eukaryota; Fungi; Ascomycota; Pichiomycetes; Pichiales; Pichiaceae
Exons: 3
Coding region: 1-873 (290 amino acids)
Source: RefSeq, a predicted model, not a curated record